GUCAUAAUUAAUCUGCUUCAGUUGAGAAAUUUCUGGUUGCAACAUCUUUUGGACUGUUGAGAACAGAGCAUGCUUCAGUGACAGCUGCCUCUGGAAGGAGCUGGAAUCACCUGAAGCUCCCAAGACUUGAAGACAGAUCCCCGGAGGAUUCAGGCAGACCCCAAAUGUGGCAGCUUCUAGCAGCAGCAUGCUGGAUACUUCUUCUUGGACCUCUAUAUGGUUGUCACAAGAAAGGAAGCAUCACAAAUCCUGAAGCUCAUAUGAAUAUUAUUAGAUGUUUUUCCUCUUUUCAGAGCCAAGUUAUUUCGUACUGGGGUUAUCCUUAUGAAAAUUAUGAUGUUGUGACAAAAGAUGGCUAUGUCCUCGGAAUUUACAGGAUUCCUCACGGGAGAGGAUGUCCAAGAACAGAUCCAAGACCUGUUGUGUAUUUGCAACAUGGCUUAGUCGCAUCUGCCAGUAACUGGAUUUGCAACUUGCCCAACAACAGCUUGGCUUUCCUUCUAGCAGAUACUGGUUAUGAUGUGUGGAUGGGGAAUAGCCGGGGAAAUACCUGGUCCAGAAAACACUUGAAAUUCUCACCCAAAUCACCAGAAUUCUGGGCCUUCAGUGUGGAUGAGAUGGCUAAAUAUGAUCUUCCAGCCACGAUUGAUUUUAUUGUAGAGAAAACUGGACAGGAGCGACUCUUCUAUGUGGGCCACUCCCAAGGCACCACCAUCGCUUUCAUAGCAUUCUCUACAAAUCCAGAGCUGGCUAAAAGGAUUAAAAUAUUUUUUGCAUUGGCUCCAGUCAUUACAGUGAAAUACACCCACAGUCCUCUGAGAAAAUUAACAAAUCUUUCCAGAGAAGGAGUCAAGGUGUUAUUUGGUGACAAGAUGUUCUCUCCUCAUACAUUUCUUGAACAAUUCAUUGCCACCAAAGUGUGCAACCAGAAGCUAUUUCAUCGUAUUUGCAGCAACUUCCUAUUUUCUUUUUGUGGAUUUGAUCCAAAAAACUUAAACAUGAGUCGCUUGGAUGUUUACUUGGCACAUAGCCCGGCAGGAACAUCUGUUCAGAACAUGCUCCACUGGGCCCAGGCGGUUCAUUCUGGUGUGUUCCAAGCUUUUGAUUGGGGAAACCCUUAUCAGAACAUGAUACACUUCCAGCAGUUUACGCCUCCCUUAUACAACAUUACUAAGAUGGACGUGCCAACAGCAAUGUGGAGUGGUGGACAUGACAUUGUGGCUGAUCCCAGGGACAUUGAAAGUUUACUCCCGAACAUCACCAGACUUAUUUAUUACAAAUGUAUUCCACACUACAAUCAUGUGGAUUUUUACCUUGGACAGGAUGUUACCCAGGAAAUUUACCAGCACCUAAUUAGAAUGAUGGAGGACUAUUGCUAAAAUGAAACACACUCACCUUUUCCUAAGCAGCAAGUUUCCAUGAGAAUAAUGUGGCACACAGACCCAAAGGAAAGCCUGCAUUUGAGAAAGCAGCCUGGCCAACACUUGGAUUGCAGCCUGGGGACACCUUGAGCAGAGGACCUAGCUAUGCCAUGCCUGAGUACUGACCCACAGAAACAGUGAGACCCUGGCAGCCACCAUUCUACUCUUUGCAUCCAAAAGUUUGACUAUUUUAUAUACUAUUUUAUAUACAUGGAAUUAUGAAGUAUUUGUCCUUCUGUAACUGGCUUAUUUCACUUAGUAUAAUGUCCUUUAGGUUCAUCUAUGUUGUUGCAAAUGGAAACAUGUCUUUUUUGAAGUCUUAAUUACUAUUGUAUGUAUAUACCAUGUUUUUCUUAUCCAUUUGUUCAUCAAUGAACAUUUAGAUUGCUUCCAUACAUUGGCUAUUGUGAAUAAUGUUGGAAUGAACCCAGGGUACAUAUAUCUUUUCAAGAUCUUAAUCUCAAUUCUAUUGUAUAUAUGCACAGAAAUGGGAUUGCUGGAUCACAUGGUAGUUCUAUUUUCAAUUUUUUGAGAAACCUCCAGAGCAAUGUCACCAUUUUGUAUCUCCACCAACAAUGUACAAAGGUACUAAUUUUUCCACAUCCUUGACAACAUUUGUCUUUUGUUUUUUGAUAAUAGCCAUCCUAACAGGUGUGAGGUCAUAUCUUAUAAUGAUUUUGAUUAACAUUUCCCUGGUGAUUAGUGAUGAUUGAAAGAAGACAAAGAUUUGGCUCCCAGAAUUUCUAGCUGGGCAGAUUGGUGAAUUAUUAUAAUUUUGCCUUCAUUUCUGAAAGAUUUUUUUUCUGACAAUAGACUUUUAGAUUGUUCUUCUUCAUAAUUAGUUGUUAUUCUUUCAGUGCUUUAAAAUUGUUGGUUGACUUUUGGAAUGCAUAGUUUCUGAUAAGUAUGCAAUACCAUAUAGGUUUCUUUGUACUUAAUGGACCUUUUUUGUUUUUAAAUAUACUUUUUGCCAAUAAUUGCCAGCAAUUUGAUUUGGGCAAACCUGGUUGUGGUUUCGUGUGUAUUUUACUUGGAAUUAUAAAAGCUUCUUAUAUCUGGGCAUAUACAGCUUUCAUCAAAUUUGGAAAAAUUUUGUCCAUGAUUUCUUCAAAUAUCUUCUGUGCUUUACUUUUUCUGGGUCUCAAUACAUAUAUGUUAGACCACUUGCAGUUGACUCACAAGUCACUGAAGCUGUGUUUUCCCCCCAGUAUUUUUCUCUGUGUGCUUUAUUUGAGACAGUUUCUGUUCCUAUGGCUUCACAUUCAUAAAUCUUUUCCUUUGCACUGUCUAAUCUGCUGUAACUAUAGCUGGUGCAUUUUUAAAAUUUUGGAUACUGUAUUUUUCAUCUCUAGAAAUUCCAUUUAGGUCUUUUUUAUAUUUUCUGUACCUUUCUUCCUUACUUUCAUGUUUUUCUUUAAAUCUUAACAUCAUACACGUAUUUUAAUACCCGUUUUAACAUACCUUCUGUUUAUUUUAAUUUUCUCUGUCAUUUGUGCAUUUGUUCUAUAGAUUACCUUUCUUCUGACUAACGGUUAUAUUUUCUUGCUUCAAUUCCAUACUUAAAAUUUUUUAUUGGGUGCCAGACUUUGAAUUUUGCAUUGCUGAGUACAGACUUUAGAAAUUGCUGGUAGGCAGAAAGCUAAGGUUUUCAUAGGGUUCACCUUACUUGUUUUCAUCACAGUGCUGCCUGCUUGCCAAUGUCUGACAACUGUUGUUUAUUACUUUGGUUCCAUUUUCUAAUUUUUAUGAUAGGACGAUAACUCCAGACCCUGUUAUUCUCUCAUGACUAAAAGCAAAAGUCAAGAUUCUUUUGAAAAAUUAUAUCAUUCUGCUAAUGUGUAACCAGUAUAACUUCACAUAAAGAAGGAUUCUGAACACUGGCAGCUUCUAGAAGGAAGAAAACUUUCACAUGGAAUCACUUUUCAGUUUAACCAUAAGCCUACUUUGUGCAGGACUUGAGUCUGGAGAUAUGGGAGGAAAGAAGAAAACCAGGUUCUUACCCUUAUGACUUCUAUAUUGAGUUUAAAAUAUGAUGGGAAAUUUCAACCAGUGAGGAUGUGUUCUGAUCCUGCCACUGCGGGUCGUGGAUGUCAUCACAGGCAAUAACCAGCACUCUUGGUAAUAACUUCUCUUUAAAUCUGCACGGUAUUUGAAGAUGGGUCUAGUGUAGUGGAGCUGAAACUGAGACGCAUUG
Messenger RNA from Myotis myotis, 3615 nucleotides. RefSeq names its product lipase family member K (gene LIPK). The transcript has 16 exons. Gene Ontology annotation, molecular function: hydrolase activity, acting on ester bonds. The coding region runs from base 165 to 1379 and encodes 404 amino acids. Lineage: Eukaryota; Metazoa; Chordata; Mammalia; Chiroptera; Vespertilionidae. The record is from RefSeq and is a predicted model, not a curated record. Gene Ontology annotation, cellular component: intracellular membrane-bounded organelle.